Tuber aestivum (summer truffle) is the source of this 2032-nucleotide messenger RNA. NCBI's taxonomy places the organism in Eukaryota, Fungi, Ascomycota, Pezizomycetes, Pezizales, Tuberaceae. The record is from the annotation of a GenBank genome assembly.
UACGAAGAAUAUCAACUUUUUCAUUGAAUUCCUCCCUUUUUACCUACUUUCGUACUAACCACUUUCGUCAUUCACACAGGGCAUUUAGUGCUCUUGCCAAAGGGCUUUCAGCUCCCACGACCCCCCUGGUGUUCAGUCCAUUCAUGCCAGGGACCUGUGGACUAGUACGAUAUCCACAGCGAUGUUCUGGGCCGAAGGUUAAGAUUAAUGCUAUUAUGGGGCAGGACUUUUUUAGCGAUCGUUGAUAUCGUAGAAUACGGUAAUUCUGGUGGCAUGUCGGUCAAGUGGACCUAGGACCUGUAUUGUAUCAUCCUAAGAUAUAUAGUAUUCCGAGGCUACGGUCCGGUCUCACCUUGCCACCCAACUAUCGUAGCAUAACCACCCAACCUAUCAUGCGUAGUGCGCGAUGGGUAGACUGAUAAACAAGGUUUAACUCUGAAUUACGGUCCGACUCGCCCGCAAUGCGCCUACCGAGUGCAUAUGUGACCAAAUUCGACGGGCAUAGACAUGGAGACACAUACCCUGAGUGCAAACCACCAAUUCCCCAAGAGGCACAGAGCCAGCAUGUGGAUUAACCGCUGGUACUGUACUGGGGUGGCGAGAAAGGCACUUUGGGACAAGAUAGGAUGGUGCUGUAUUGUGCAUCCAUGCACCAAGAGAUGCUGCAACUGUAGGUAAAUUUAUGAUAGAUACAGGUAUGUAAAGCACAACAAAAAUUCACAGAAAUAACAGAUAAUAAUCAAAAGAAAAUCCCAAAGCUCCGAAUUCGCUAUGGUGGUAGGUAAGUUGACAUCAAAACUAAAGUAAAUUCAUGACAGACAAAAACUCUCAUGAGACCAACACCGAGUGACAUGCCAUGUAUUCAUCUUCACAUAAGGUUUUCGUUCAUUCAAUAACUCAAGCCCUCGUCAAAUCCAUAACUUCGACAUCCGCCCACCCACCCCCACCAACAUCUAAGGCCUCGUCGUCAACAAAUUUCCAAGACCCUUCAACGCUAGUCCUCAACACAACUUUCUUGGUCCCCCUACGAUUCACGACAAUCUUUUUCUCAUUCUUACCCCCCAACAGCAACAGUGGGGGACAAGCCCUCCGAUCAGGUACUUCGCUCUCACCCUCGGAAUCGCUAAUAUCCACAAUACUCACUAGUGUCUUCCCCUUACUAGUAUUCUUUCUUUUCUCCGUAGAACCACAACGCUGGCCCACCCUCCUUCGAGGAACGGUUUCGGAUUCCGGUGAUGAGGGGAGAGAAAUGCUGAUCCUCUCAUCCGGCGAUGGAACCACCACCGCGGGAGAAACGGCCCGUGGAGUGGCCGCUACUCCGUAGAUACCUAGUGCAGAGUAUCUACGCCCCCGUGGUGGCGAUAACGCAACUGUUUCGCAGGGCCAUGCGGGAGCGGUCCAGAUGUUUUCUUGCUCCUGACUGGUCUCCUGUUCGCGUGGGGGUGGGUGGUUGUUCUGAGUUGAGGGGUUGGAAGUUAGCGGCUGUCUACAGAGACUCCGUUUAAGUGUUGGUGAAGGAGCAGGCGACGAUACGGGAUCUGCAGGUGUGUCGUCAUCUUCGAGGAUCUGAAGGGCCGAGAGGUAGGAAGUUAGUGAUGCGAGGCCUACUGAGGCUUCUUUCUGGGUAUAUCGCGUGGGGGAAGAGGAAGAGCGGGAUCCUUGGAGGUGUUUGGACGGGGUUGGUUGUCGCUUGCUGGGCUUGGAGAUCGUAAGGUAUUCUAGCAUCGUGUCCAUGGCCUCUACCGGCUUGUCUUUAGACUUUGUCGGACGGGGUUUCUUAGUAGUGGCCGUGGUCGUCUUUCUGGCUUUUGGCUUUGGGUUUUCAUAAUCUUCCACCAUAUCUGGGACGCCCUGGCGGGCGAACACUUCAAGUACCCACAUUCGCUCCGGGGUGUAUGGGUCGUAGUCUUUUGUUUUACGAGAACCAUCUUCGCCGUCUUGGGUGAGUUCAUCGUCGUCGUCAGGUUGCACCUCUACAUCGUCAUCGGCUUCGGCGUCCAUGUUGACUUUGACAACGUUUCCUGGGAUGAAU